AUGCCUCCGGCCCGAGGUCUUCGUACACGAGGUACAAUGAACGAAAAUGACGAGAACGGGCCGUCGACGCGUCUGACACGAGCAAAGGCCGCUGCUCUGUCAGCAGGAGAUGUUCCAACAACCACCGCGGCUGCUAAAAAACCUCUUCAGACCAAAAAGGCCGCCACCAACUCGACGACCACGGGAACACAAAGAAGACGCGCUGCCCUUGGAGAUGUCAGCAAUGUUACAAAAACGGAAGAUGGCGAGGCCAAGGAAACGAAGAAAUCAGCGUCUGGCAAGGUCGGCUUGACGUCGAAAGCUACCAUGCAGACUGGUGGUGUUCAGAAGCUGAGCAAGAACAACUCAUCACGUACGGCCUUGGGCGCCAAAGAUAACAACGCGAAGAAGCCUGCGGUUGAGGGAAAGCGUCCUGGAAGUGGUUCUGGUACCGGCAGCACACAAAUGAAACGGACGUCCAGCCAGAAAUCGGUGCAGGGGAAAACCCUGCAGACCGACGAACCGCCGCGCAAGAAGGUCGAAGUCGAGAAGAAGGUCAACGAGAGAAAGACAGCCAUGGAGAAAGUUUCCACAGUGAAAGAAGAUCCUGUGAUUGCCGCUGAGCCUGAAGUCGCCAAGAAGCCUGAGGACGCAGUCGACGACUUGGACACUGAAGAUUUGGACGAUCCUCUGAUGGCCGCUGAAUAUGUGGUGGAGAUCUUUGACUACUUGAGAGACCUGGAGUUGGAGACAUUACCCAACCCUCACUACAUUGAUCACCAACCAGACCUUGAGUGGAAGAUGCGUGGCAUUCUUGUCGACUGGCUGAUUGAAGUUCACACACGCUUCCGUCUCCUCCCCGAGACGCUUUUCCUCGCUGUGAACAUCAUCGACCGUUUCCUUUCUGCUGAAGUCGUCGCACUUGAUCGCCUUCAAUUGGUCGGGGUUGCCGCCAUGUUCAUUGCUUCCAAGUAUGAGGAAGUUCUUUCACCCCAUGUGGCCAACUUCAGUCACGUCGCAGACGAGACAUUCACAGACAAGGAGAUUCUCGAUGCCGAACGCCACAUCCUAGCCACUCUCGAGUACAACAUGAGCUAUCCUAACCCCAUGAACUUCCUCCGUCGUAUUUCGAAGGCAGACAAUUAUGACAUCCAGACUCGUACCCUCGGCAAGUACCUCAUGGAAAUUAGCCUUUUGGACCAUCGUUUCAUGUGCUAUCCUCAAAGUCACGUCGCCGCAGCCGCGAUGUAUCUCGCUCGGUUGAUCCUGGAACGUGGGGCUUGGGAUGCCACCCUAGCGCACUAUGCUGGCUAUACCGAGGAAGAGAUCGACCCUGUUUUCCGAUUGAUGAUCGACUACCUUCACCGUCCUGUAUGUCACGAAGCGUUCUUCAAGAAAUAUGCAAGCAAAAAGUUCCUCAAGGCCUCCAUCCUUACCCGGCAGUGGGCCAAGAAAUACCAUCACAUGUACAUUGAUAGCGCACUCACGGAACCGUACAACUUCAUCAAAGAAAGUGAAUAG
Molecule: messenger RNA, 1500 nt
Organism: Aspergillus pseudoviridinutans
Lineage: Eukaryota; Fungi; Ascomycota; Eurotiomycetes; Eurotiales; Aspergillaceae
Product: B-type cyclin nimE
Exons: 4
Coding region: 1-1500 (499 amino acids)
Biological process (GO): G2/M transition of mitotic cell cycle; regulation of cyclin-dependent protein serine/threonine kinase activity
Cellular component (GO): nucleus; centrosome; cyclin-dependent protein kinase holoenzyme complex
Molecular function (GO): cyclin-dependent protein serine/threonine kinase regulator activity
Source: RefSeq, a predicted model, not a curated record